AUGACCAGAAACAACCUUAGCCGUUGUCUCGCAUGGCUUCUGCAGAACCCACACUCGUUUGGUUCUCUGACGCAUCUUUCCGUCGUUGCUGAUGCCGGCGUGGGCGAGGAUGAUGGUCCUGUCCUGGCAGAUGAUGAGAUGGCAAGACUGCAGCUGGCGCCCCAAAUCGCACCCAGAACAAAGCUAUUUUCUCAGCUGAACCAAAACAUCGGCCUGCCCACUCCUGACCCUUCUCGAGCCUCAGAAGCCCGCGAAGCUACGCCGAGGCGGGCCAGGCAGAAUCUCCCAGAUAUCUCUGCGCCACAACCCAGCCCGCGUCCACGAACUCCGGUGACGACCUUUGACGACAUUCAAUUUGACGACUCCCAUGAUAUACUGGACAUUGACGAGAUUGACCUCACCGGAGGAGACCUUACGACUUCAUCGUUCAGCGAAUUCGGCCCGCCGACCAGGCUAUGGAGAGAAGAGUCUGCGUCUCGGAUUGAACCGCUACCCAAAAAGAAAGGCAAGAAGAGAAAGAGCGAGGAAUUCGAGCAGGAUCUCUUCUCUCCAUCAUCGACUCGGAGUUUCAAGAAGCGUAUAGACAAAAGAGGGACCCCGGCAUCAUAUCCUUUCCACACCAGCCAACCCGAGCCCGUGGUGGAAGAUAACAAACGAAGUGUGGGCGCUCUGAGCCCGUCGAAGACUCGCUCGACAAAGAAAGCUUUGAAGGAUGAGGACACCCUUCCGGACAUUGACAUUGUGGCAAACCCGAUCUCCCCUCUGGCGGUGUACGGCACACCCAAAGUGCCUCGGACUCAACCAACCUCUCGGGCAAGUCGAACUCAGAAACUGCGGAACGUGGUUCUUGAUUCUGAUGAAGAAGACAACGACGACCUCGAUUCGAAGCCUAAGUUGGAAGUGCUGGAAAACACCAGUCUCGGUUCUGAGAGGAUCCGUUACCAUGAUAGUCGUGAUUCUCAGACACUGGCAAGGCCGUCGAAUGAUUCUCCUAUUUCAUUAGGGCAAGAGCCUGUUCGAGGCAUGUCUCUAUCGCCACGGGAAUCGCGUGCUGGCGAUCCCAGACCAACUCCAUCCGGCCAAUCCAGCUCCAGACGUGAAGAGGCGCUCCAGGGCAGUUGCUCGAGUGCCGACUCAGCAGGCCCUUUGUCCCAUCCCCAGAAACGUAUCGUAAGCAGCUUCGUUGUCAACGGACGCGAACAAUGCAAGGCGCUCUUGGAACGUCUUGAAAAAUCGAAGAAAACCGUAAACCGUGAAAUCAUGGAUGAGAUGUGCGAGUUCAAGGUCGCGUCUGACUUGUUGAAGGACAAGAAGAGGACUAUCGAAAGCAAGAUCACGGCAACCACGCAAUUGUUGGAAGAACAUUCGGCAAUAUCGAAACUUCGGGACCAGCGAAAGCGAAUGCUCGAGCGACGUGAUCAGUUGGCAGAAGCUGGUCACGAAGUCAAUCCUGAUGAUCCGGAGAAUGUGCUUGUAUUGCUCUGCAUGGAUAUUAAUCGCGUCAAGCACGAGAUCGAAGCUCGAGAAGUGAUGAUAUUCAAGCUGCUGCAACAAGCUGGCGUAUCCACAUCGAGUGGGUUUACAGAGCAAGCCCCUUCGCGAGCCAAUCUUUCACACACACUGCUCGAUGAGACGCCGGCUCAACAAGUAUUGGUGGCCUCAACACCCAAAGUGCCUCAACAAGUCUCUCCUAAUUCGAGGGACCUUGCGCACUUAUCAACACAAUCCAUUGUGCAGACACCAUUCGCAAAGCGGUCUGAUAUGAAUGGCAAUUUGGGAACUUUUAUACCGACCUUCUCACCAGGAUGUUCUCCCAGCCGACCCGCGCAGUCAGCGAUGCCACCGCCGAGUGCAAGAUUGUUCCAGCCAACACCCCAUAUAACGGAAUCUCCAAGCCGCAAUCGGACUGCGCUAUACAAUGACAAUACCGGCGACGAGAGAGGUUUCUCUCGCACCAUGGGAAGCCCGCAGGAUUUUUCGUUUGAGGAAGAUGAUUUUGAUGACGACGACAUGGACGAUGAAGAGAUGUAUAAAGCGGUCGAGGAAUUCGAGCAGAACAUGCCAGCCUUCAAAGCAACGACCCCUUACAGAGCCGAUCGAGCUGCUCUGUGUGAGGUUAGCGACAACGUACGCAGAGUAUCGCCCAAGAGGUCCGCUGUCUCCCAGAGUAGCUUUUCAAACUCAGCCUUGAUGCAACAUCCGUGGUCAAAGGAUGUUGCUUCAGCAUUGAAGAAACGAUUCCAUCUUCAUGGGUUUCGCCACAAUCAAUUGGAAGCCAUCAAUGCCACCUUGAGCGGCAAAGAUGCGUUUGUCCUGAUGCCUACUGGUGGUGGGAAAUCUCUCUGCUAUCAACUCCCGUCGAUCGUCCAUAGUGGCCAUACCCGCGGGGUGACUAUAGUCAUCUCGCCUUUGCUGAGCUUGAUGCAGGACCAAGUGGACCAUUUGAAGAAGUUGCACAUCCAAGCCUUCUUGUUCAAUGGCGAAACCACAGCGCAGCAGAAAGCCCAUAUAUUCCAGGCACUCAAGAACGCCACGCCACACGAGUUCAUUCAACUUUUGUAUGUGACACCGGAGAUGGUGAGCAAAAGUCAGGCCAUGAUGAACGCCUUCGAGGAUCUACACCGGCGGCGGCUACUCGCCCGUAUUGUGAUUGACGAGGCCCACUGUGUCAGUCAGUGGGGACACGACUUUCGACCAGACUACAAAGCGCUUGGGGAGUUCCGCAGUCGUUUCGAGGAUGUACCGAUCAUGGCUUUGACAGCAACAGCCACCGAAAAUGUUAAGUUUGACGUCAUGCAAUGUCUGAGCAUGGAAAACUGUGAGGUCUUCACCCAGAGCUUCAACCGGCCCAACCUCACCUACGAGGUCAGGCCGAAGGGCAAGGGGAAGGCUGUGCUUGAGGGCAUAGCAGAUCUCAUCAAUACAUCCUACCGCGGGCAAGCCGGCAUUGUUUAUUGUCUGUCACGGAAGAAUUGUGAACAGGUCGCUGAACAGCUCAGGAAGGAGUACAACAUCGAGGCGCACCAUUACCACGCCGGGCUACCCUCUAAGGAGAGAAUCGACAUCCAGAAACAGUGGCAAGCUGGAAACUUCAAAGUCAUUGUGGCCACCAUUGCGUUUGGAAUGGGUAUUGACAAGGCAAAUGUCCGUUUUGUCGUCCAUCACACGAUACCGAAAAGUCUGGAGGGUUACUAUCAAGAGACUGGCCGAGCUGGUCGAGAUGGCAACAAGUCAGGUUGUUAUCUGUACUACGGCUAUGGUGACACGGCUUCCCUGAAACAUAUGAUCGACAACGGUGAUGGCAGCUAUCAGCAAAAAGAGCACCAGAAACAGCUUUUGCGGAGUGUUGUUCAGUUUUGCGAGAAUCGCAGUGACUGCCGCAGGAUGCAAGUUCUUGACUAUUUCAACGAAAGGUUCGAUCCGAGAGAUUGCCGGAAUGGGUGCGACAAUUGCGCCUCUUCUAGCACGUUUGAAACCCAUGACUUUUCUGAGCAUGCCAAGAAUGCAAUACGUCUUGUUCAGAAAGUUCAUCGUGAUGAGGUUACCGUGUUGCACUGUGCUGACGUGUAUCGCGGAGCAAAACCAAACAAGAAAAUGCUCCAUUGCGGACACCACAUGCUCCCUCAAUAUGGUUUGGGUUCCGACUUGGCCAGGGGCGACGUUGAGCGCCUUUUCUACCGGCUCAUAAGUGAAGACGCCCUGCUGCAAUACAAUAAGAAAAACGAUGCUGGGUUUUCCACACAGUAUGUCAGGGUUGGUCCAAAGUCUCGCGAUCUGAUGGAAGGCCGACGACCCUUGAAGAUCCAAGUUUUGGUUUCACCACGCCGCAAGCCAAAAACCAACGGCCCUGCGCAGAAGAGCCGAACUAAGGCGAACGGGAAAAGCAACAAGACUCCAAUCGAUGAAUACCCAGCGUCUACGAAUGUCUCCUCGCCGCUGCAACCCCGGUCUCGUCGCAAACUGGUCCGGCGAGAUCAGCUAUGUGAUUCGUCGGAGGAAGAGUGUGCUGGUCAAACCAGUGAGGACGAAGACUAUUUUGUCUCCCAUCGCGACAAGGAAAGACCUCCUCUAGGUCCGCCGAUCACGGCCGACGAUGACAUAGGCUCCCUCAACCAGAUUCAUCAGCACAUCUUAGAAGACUUUGUGGAGAAAGCGAAAAGGGAGAUCGAACGUCAGGUCAUUGCCAAGGAUCUCCGACAGAAGCCCGUCACCGACCGGAUCUUACGACAGAUCGCCAUCCAAUUUCCGCAAAGCGAAGAAGAACUCCAAGAAAUGACUGGGCUGAACCCCGAAAUGUUCCGGCUGCUGGGACCACCAUUGCUCCGUUUGAUCACGGCAGCUUACGACAAUUAUGAAGCGAUGAUGCGAGCGCAAGAAGGACGGCCCGACGAUCCGAACCAUCAAACCGUAGUAGAAAUCAGCGACGAUGAUGGCGAAGCAGAAGUAUUCUCACAGAGUGAUUCGGAGCCAGACGAAUCUGAGAACAGUCACUACUUCAGUGUCCCGGACCAAGUGCGUCAGUUCAAUGAGCAGAGUAAGCGAACUGGCCUAACCAAGCUUUGUCCACCGGAUCUGCUAACAGGUGCUCAGUGUCCCAGUUACCUUCCUUUGAGCCCAAAGCUUCGCAAGGCAGAUCUUCGCCCAAGCCACCCAAGGCUCCACAAGGCAGGUCGAAACGAGCGCAGUCGAAAUCCAGGUCGGGAUCAUGGAGUCGACGUGGAUCCCGUGGUUCCAGGCGUGGUGGAGGCAGCACCAGAUCAAAGACGAAAGGAACUGGCGGAGUCGCAAGGAAGAAAAAGAGCGAUUCCAGUGCUCGCUCAAGUACCAGCACAGCUGGCCUCAGUAGCUAUGUGUACAAGGGUGACAAAAGUGAACGCGGUGGGGGUGGGAUCGGGAUGA
This is a messenger RNA of Capronia coronata CBS 617.96, 4899 nucleotides long. RefSeq names its product bloom syndrome protein. The transcript has a single exon. Gene Ontology annotation, molecular function: 3'-5' DNA helicase activity; nucleic acid binding; ATP binding. Lineage: Eukaryota; Fungi; Ascomycota; Eurotiomycetes; Chaetothyriales; Herpotrichiellaceae. The record is from RefSeq and is a predicted model, not a curated record. Gene Ontology annotation, cellular component: chromosome; cytoplasm; RecQ family helicase-topoisomerase III complex. Bases 1 to 4899 code for a protein of 1632 amino acids. Gene Ontology annotation, biological process: DNA replication; double-strand break repair via homologous recombination.